UCUUCUCGUCAAUGGGGGGUUUGACACCUCAUUAAAGGGGGUUGGAUUCUUCUCGCCUCUGUGUUAAUGAUGCUCUAAAACCAGGCGGGGAGGGAGCUGGGCAUGCCCAACCCCGCAGGGAGGAGGACGGGGAGGAGGAGAGGCGGCAGCAGGGGAGGCUCCAUCACAGGGAUGUCAGACUGUAAGAAGCCGGUAAGGACCACAUCGCAGCAUCAUCCCAGCCCUGACAGGAAACAGAGCAGCCCUCCCUCCUCUGGCGAGGGGGGAGUGGAUGUGGACCGCAGCGUCAGCGCGCCGUCUGCAGCAGACCACGCUGCAGCCACGUCUCCUCAUCAUCCAGGGAGCUACAGGGCGCCGCAGCCGCUCAGGAUGCGGUGACUUCACGGCGGUACCCCCCCUCCUCCAGCAUCCUCCCGCACUGCCGCCUCCGCAGUCCGAGCAGUUUGCGCCGCAACUUGAGGAAGCCGCUGCGUCACGGACGAACCUGUAGGACGCAGAGCGGCCGCCGGUGUCAUUGACGCGUCCGGGUCACGGCUGCAGAGCUCCACUCAAGUUUAGUUCCCGUCAGGAAAAAAAGUUGGAUGCUUCCAUCUGAGGUAUGAAGAAGUGGAGGCUGAUGGGGGACUCCCAUGUGGUCCUCUGGCUGUCCAGCAUGUGUGUCUUCACCCUGCAUACAGAUGCACUCCAAGUCAGAAAAAGCACCACCCUAACAUAAACGGACACCCGCCACCAGCAGAAUAACAAUAAGUUCAGCCAGACAAGAAGGAAAAAGAAAACAGCAUUUUUCUGUUUCUCUGUCCUCUUUGAGAUCUGAGAGAAGGUCAUGUCCCAGCCUGAAAAAGUCCUUCAUCUUUUCGUGGAAGUGAGGUCUGCCCCAGAUCAGAAUGGAGACGGUGAAGAGGGCACAGCCCAGGGGCUUUCCAAUCAGAGCAGCCCCACAAAGCUCAGCUUUCAGCUAACGGGCCAGACCACCAUCAGCAGGACCUCAGCAGCUCACGACCUGCUUCAGAACCGCACACCCUCCAGAAACAGCGUCAACUUUCAGCUUCCACAAACCAGCAGCUCUCCCGGACUCACUGAGAAGUGGAGUUCCCCCACCUAUGGACGGGGCGGGGCGCACACCCCGCCUGAUGGGAAGCGCUCUGUGGUUACCUUCAGUUAUGUUGAGAAGUCUAAUGUGAAGACCGUGGACAGUCCUCGGAGCUCCAUGUGCAGAAGACGAGCCGCAGAGGAAGAGGUUUCCCGUCUUCACAAACGCUUCAGCGAUCCGGUGGGGUUUGGAAGUCCUGAUUCGUCGUGCAGCUCCAGCCCAAAACUGACCUUCCAGUCUCCAGAAAGUCACCAGCAGAGGUUUUCCCCCAGCUUUUGCCGGCCACAUUGUGAUGCCAUCGGCAGGGCAGCUACGCAGAGGGCAGUGGAGGAGUUUGGUUCCCCCCUACUGAGGAUCAAACUGGCCCACGCCCUCGAGCACACCUCAUCCUACAGGUACAACCAGCAGCCACGCUGUCAGUCCUGGUCUGGAUCUCCUGUUCAGAGUCAGAAUUCCAGCGUUACCUCCAAAGACCACAUUAAGGGCAGGAACCAGAACAUUUACGGGUUACAUCAGGCCCCAGACCAGCUGUCGACUCCAUCCUGGGUGUCUUCUCGAUCAAGACUUUGGUCAUGUCCCGAUUCUAACACCCCCUUUCACUGGGUGAAAGAGCAAAAAGGUAUGGCAGGAAGUCCGGCUACCAAAAGGCACAUUCAGAGAAGCACCUCGCCACAGGGAGGAAUCCCUCAACUUGGCAAUAAUGGCGUUGAGGGCUUAAAUCAGUUGAGCGAGAGCAAAUUCUCCAGUCCGGCUCACGGCUCAGAAGUAACCAAAAAGUUAGCAGAGGAGCCGUCAAAAGCGUCUUCUGUUUCAACAAAGACGAGCAGCUACUCAUCGCACAAUGCUUUAGACGAGCAUCCGAACAACUCUGGAGAACCAGCUCCAAAUGCACAAGAGUUGAAGCAAACCGUUAAAAUGAACAUCCCUUUAAACGACCAACAUGUGCCAGAAAGUGAGGCGACAGUGACUGACAGGCAUCAGGAGGACAGCCGCCACGGCUCCCCCGCCCUGCCUUCUCGAGUCUUCCGGCCGUCUCACCCUCCCACCGAGAUCAGCUCGCCCGUCAGGGACCCCAGGCUUUCCCAAGCAGAGCUCCGAGCGCCGGACACUCCCACUCUGCAUCGCUGUCGACCCCCACAAUACACCGGCGACUCCUGGUCCUCCAGCGUGGACAGGAAAGAAGACCAAAGCUCCUUUGAGAGGGAGGACUGCACAGAACUUGCUCGCCGGCUUUUCAUCAAUCAGAGUGUAGACGAAGCGCCGGUCAGCUGGACGUCCCGGCAGCAGUGGAGGAGCCAAACAAAGAACAACCCGGAGCCCGGAUCUGAGCUCAGCUGUGACAGAACGGAAAAACCCGCCAAACGGCGGCAGCCGCUAAGCCCCACAGCCCAGCAGAAGCGGGCCGAGCAGAGACGGAGGGAAAUCCUCCUUCUUGGACCCGUGGCUCUGGACUCUGCAGAGGAGGACGAGGGCUGCAAUGAUGACGAAGAGCAAGGCAGGGAGGCAGAGGGGAGCAAAUCAGGAGGACUCCCUCACCGAGAGGAGGAGCAGAAUGGAGGGAUGGGAGGUUCGUCCUCACGGAGUUCUAGUGGGGUGACGGGGAGUUUAGGGGAUCCAGGAUCCGUGUCCCCAGAGUCCAGUCAGUCCAGUCACCAGAGCAACGAGACCGGGGCGGCCACCUCAGGAAUACAGACGGACAGUGGAAGUGCAGCCCCUACGCCGUCACUGCACUGUCAGAAGAUCGCACGCGCCAAGUGGGAGUUUUUGUUCGGGACCUCUGCUGAGUACGCUGCCGGCAGAGGGGACAAACAUUGUCUGGAAGCCUCCACAGCUCCUCCCAGUGGGACCUCCAGUGAGUCCCCCACCCCGACGCCUCCAUCCUCUCUGCCUCUGAUCUCAGCCAAUCACGAGGUGCAGCACGUGGAGGUGGAGCUGGUGACUCCGCCCCCCGCUGUCACUGGAAUCUCCCCAAAGACCGGCAUCAUUCGCCGGACGUUGAAGUACUCGGAGACCGACCUGGACGCCAUCCCGCUCCGCUGCUACCGCGAGACGGACAUCGACGAGCUGCUGCAGGGCGAGCAGGACGACGCCGACUCCGCCUUCGGCAGCAACCGCAGCGUUCAGGGCACCUCGGGGGCCGGCAGCAGCCCCCUGGGGGGGCUGGGUUAUGGCAGGACAGAUGGGCAGUCAGACAUGAAGGGAGGAGAGGAGGAGGAAGAGGAGGAAGAGGAUGAGGAGGAGGAAAUGGUGAGCUGGGCAAGCGUGAGAAUGCAAGGAGACAGCAGGAAGCAGCAGUAUGCAGCGGAGGAGGAGCCAGAGGUGUUUGGACACCUGAUGAGACCUGUGAAGACUUUCUUUGACAACCACAACCCGGCCUUCAAGUCCCCGGUCCUGGUCUCCGGUCCGCGGUGUUCCGCAGAAGACACGUUCAGCCGCCACUUUGAGAGCAUCAUGGAGUCCCACCGAGCCAAAGGGACGUCCUACAACAGCCUGGACAGCGAGGAGCUGCUGACCUCCAGCGCUCAGACCGUCUUGACCUUUGACCUACCCACGCUCACACCCGCCAUCCACGCGCCGGUGUGCCAGAGCGCCAGGCAGAUCGUCCAGCUCAGCUUCGCCCCGCUGGCGCACGACGAGAGGCCCAGCCUCUCCGAUUCGGUCUUCACCGUGACGGGAGACUCGGACGCCACGCGUGCGCCCUCCAGCGAGCGGCUGAGCAGCGUCUCGGAGGACGCGCUGGCAAGAGGGCAGGAGGGGUCACAGCUGGGGAGCAGCUGGUACGUCAACACCUCCUACUCUCUACCCAGCAGAGACAAGGCUCGUCUGGCGACAGACUCUGAGCUGGAGCAGGACCUGAGCGAUCGUCUCGGGUUGAGCAGCAGCGACACUCUCACCAAUGGCAGCCAUCGAGCGGAUGUGGCCGCGGCAAAGCGUCUGGCCAAACGCCUUUACAACCUGGAGGGCUUCAGAAAGUCAGACGUGUCUCGUCAUCUCAGCAAGAAUAACGAUUUCAGCCAAACAGUUGCAGAGGAGUACCUGAGCUUCUUCAACUUCGCUGGCCUCACUCUUGACCAGGCACUGCGGACUUUCCUCCGGCAGUUUGCCCUGAUGGGAGAGACUCAGGAGAGGGAAAGGGUUUUGUCACACUUCUCCAGGCGUUACAUGAUCUCCAACCCAGGAGUGAUGCCAUCAGAGGAUGCAGUUCACACUCUAACUUGUGCGCUGAUGCUCCUAAACACGGAUCUGCACGGCCAGAACGUUGGCAAGAGGAUGUCAUGCACGCAGUUCAUCGGGAACCUGGAAGGACUGAACAAUGGCCAAGACUUUCCCAAAGACCAGCUCAAAGCGCUUUACAACUCAAUUAAGAAUCAGAAGCUGCAGUGGACACUGGAUGAAGAGGAGCUGCGGAAGUCGUUUUCAGAGCUCGGGGACAGCCUGUGUGAGUCCGACACGUCCAAAUCGAUGAAGCGGGUGAGCAGCAGUGGAAAGUCUCUGUCCGACGGGACGCCGUCCACCGGAACGCUGCUGUACAAAAACGGCUUCCUGGUUCGGAAGGUCCAUGCUGACUCAGAUGGAAAAAGAACACCACGUGGGAGAAGAGGCUGGAAAACGUUCUAUGCCAUCCUCAAAGGACUAAUUCUUUAUCUGCAAAAAGGGGAGUACCGGCCUGAUAAGCAGCUCUCUGAUGAGGACCUGAAGAACGCCGUGUCCAUCCAUCACUCUCUAGCAAUGAAGGCGUCCGACUAUAGCAAGAGACCCAACGUCUUCUACCUGCGGACCGCUGACUGGAGGGUGUACCUCUUCCAGGCACCGAACGCUGAGCAGAUGCAGUCCUGGAUCACACGGAUCAACACAGUGGCAGCCCUGUUUUCCGCCCCUCCCUUCCCUGCAGCCAUUGGCUCCCAGAAGAAGUUCAGCCGGCCUCUGCUGCCAGGAACAAUGUCCAAACUGUCUGAGGAGGAACAGAUCAGAUCCCAUGAAGCUCGGUUCAGAGCCAUCUCCACUGACCUGGCAGAGCUACGCUCCUACCCUCCUGAUCGCAAGGUCAAAGGGCGAGAGCUGGAGGAAUACCGCCAAAGAGACGAGUACCUGGACUUUGAGAAAACGCGAUACGGGACCUACAUCAUGCUGUUGCGGGCGAAGAUCAGAAGUGGUGAGGAGGACCUGGCUUUGUUUGAGUCUCUUCUGCUGGAGGACAGUAGCCUGCAGAGGGCGCACUCCAGCCCCACGCUUCAGGACAGUAGUCAGGCCAGCCAGAUCAGUCAGAUGAGCAGCUUCCGGGACGGCGCCAACAGCAGCAAAGCGAGCGGCUGCAGCAGCAGCAGCAAGCCUCGACAGGAGGGCCAGAGACACAGCUACAGACAAGCUGUCAAGAAGUGAGGCGUGGCGGGGGCGCCGGGAGCGGCAUGGCGUUGCACUGCCAGCAGCAGGCUGUCUCCCUGCAUUGGUUUUUAUUUGAGGUCCAGGAGGGUUUGGAGCUCUGAUUGAAGGGGGAACAAAGUGAGUGGGUCCGCAGCCCACAUCCUCCCCUGAUCAUGACGCCACACCCGGCACCCCCUCUUCUCAUCUAAUGGAGGUGCAGAUCCUGGCGGAGAGGCUGGGGGAACACCAGCGAGGAUGUUGGUGCAGGAGGUGGGAGGUCAGACAUCUGCAGGGAAGACGUGUGUUUGAGGAUGCUGGAUGCAGCAGCAAACUGCGCAGAGCGAGACAAAAACUGGGUGCUCUCUGACAGAACAGGGAACCACAUCCAACAAAGCUUUCUUUUCUACCCGUCUGUUCUUUUAGGGGCAUCUCUCCAGCCACGUUUUCCACCGUCUUUCUAGAUCUUUCUCUCUUCGGGACCAAGCACAUUUACACAAAAUCGUCGUCAAAAAGUGGAAAAGACUAACAAAACCUUCGGUUUGGACUUUGGGGGCUUCGCUUUCGCCACAUCACUGCGAUGAGUUCACAUUCCACGCAAGAGUCGGAAAUUACAGCUUUAAGCUCCAGCAUGCUCCCAUAAAAGGCAAUGUUGUCAGCGGGGCCGCAGUAUACAACACGAUGGUGCAAAUCCUUCUGUCGCUGGUCACUCAUAACCAGGCGGAAGCAUCUGAAGGUUCACAGUCCUCCUGAUAUUCUCUUCUUUUUACUCUACUUGAAGAUGUGUUUUACAAUUUGCUUUUGCUUCUGUCCUGUGAUGUGCUUCGGUUCUCUUUUUCAGGAGAAUGUUGUUUUUCUGCAGUGAUCUGCAUGCCUGCACCCGGCACUGCUUCUUUUAGGGCUUUUACUACUUCUAGGGCAGAAACUGAGGGCAUGGAAACUGCUCUCAGGGAACAUUCUCCUCAUGCCGCGGCCAUACCCAACAUGUGUAACCUCCGUCUGUACGUAGGAUCGCUUACUUACAAAAAAAAAACCCUGUACCAACACUCACCGGGCAGACCCUGAAUGUUCUUGUUUUUUCAGUAUUUUUAAAGUAUUUUGCAGUCAUUUGUUGAUGUUAAGCCCCGCCCCUCUGUGUAUUGCAAGUGUAUGAUCAAAUAUGAAGAUGUUAAAAGAACUCUUGGUAAACAUCCAGGAUAUGUUGUAUAUAAUGCACUGCCUGCCUAUAUUGUAGGAUAUAUGACAGUAUAUUUGCAAUAUACUCUGCAUACUAAUGUGACGAUGCAUUAGAAACACACAAAGAUCGUUUUGUUUUUGCUUCGUUAGUCCCAAAAGCGUUACACGAUAAUCCCGUUUUACGUUUAGUUUUUUUUUCCUAUGUAGUACAUGAAUAUACUGUUGUAACACCUAUGUACCUAUCAAAGAUUAGUAAGGCUGUUUUUGACAGCUGUAUGCUACGUGGUAGUGUCAAAAACUAAUGUAGUCAGCUGCAGUGGAAGUGAAAACCCAUUUGCAUGAUCUAAACUGGUUUGGGGUUAGAGGCGUAGAAAGCAGGAAAAGAAUGUGAAAAUGGAAAAAAACAGAAAAAAAGGGAAAGUUGAGGAGUGUACGGGCUGACUGGUCUCAUUGUGGACCUACAUUAUAUUUGCCAGCCAUAUACACCUCACAGCAUCAAUGAUGCACAGCCAUUCUAUACUCAGGCUUUAAAGGAAAAAAACAAAAAAAGACACCUUGAUUAGCUGCAGUGCCAGCGUCCAACCAGCAGGGAGAGCUGUAACAACCACUUAGGUUCCUUUUUUCAGCCAUAAUCACACCUGCUGCACCUGCAGUGAAUAUGCACAGCAUCUCCCACUCACCUGAGGAAAAAGGGGGGUUUGCAGGGCUACUAGGGACAGGACCUGUUCGUAUGGAGUCUGUCUGUGAGCCCGAGGAGUGUGUUUGAGCUGGAUGUGCUGAGGAGACUCAAGACUGUUCGCUUGUUUGUCUGACUUCAUCCAGCGUCGACUCCUUUGUUUCAGAAUACGUGUCGUUCCUGUUUGUAUAGUUUCUACAAGUAAUGACUGAAUAUUGAUCCUCGUCUGUCAGUUCAACUUAUGUUUCUGCGACUGUGUGAAGCCUGUAAAUGCCUGUACUUUAAGCCCAUGUUUUUAGUUUACAUCUUUCCAGUUUUAUUUUGAUAGUUAAGUUUUAUUUUUUUGGGAGUAAAAAGUGUCUUUGACUCUGAGGCUGUUGGUCAAACAAAACUUUUUUUUUACUCACUCCUCCAGAGUGAAUCCAAAAAAGGGUUUAGAAAGCAUGACAACUUGUAGCCCUCUUAUUUUUUAUUCUAUUUUUAAUUAAUGUAUUUCUCUCUGUUGCUUUAAACAUUUUUUUUGCUUUUUUCAAUCAUUUUUUAUUAUCGUCUGCUACUUGCAGUGCUGCCAAACAAUCUCUGCAUCCCUUUCACCACAGAAAGUCUCUUGUUUCUUGCUUCCUUAUUUAUAUUUUAUUUUGCAAAGUCUAUAACACAUAAAGAACAGUCUAUUUAGAACAAAAGUGUGAUUAUAAAUAAUAAUAUAAUAUGCUCCGACUGCUGGAGGAAAACAAAAACUGCACAGGAUUGAUAUAUGAAAAAAUCAAUAAAUUACAUUUCAAAUGCCUUUAUAGGUAGAAUUUGACACCAGUAUUUAAUUUAUUCUAUAUUAAAAUUGUAUAUUUUCAAUUAAAAUUGUAAUUUCCUUUAUUGGUUACACUUACAAAUCACUUUAAGAAAAAGAGAUUGAUUAUUAUUGAUUAUUUUGCUAAAGUUUGAGUGUAAAAAUUUAAUCACAAAUGAUUAUUUAGAUUCCAGGACUCUCUGAUUAGUUUAAGUAAGACCAAAUUGGGAUAAUUUAUUUGUUUUUUGAUUUUUUUUGAGUAAGCAUGAUUUAAAAAUAAAUCUCUCCAAAAUUUGACAAAUAAAUUGACAAAAUAUUUUUUUUCUGAUAGAGCAAAAUGAUGAAAUAAUUAGUUUCUUUAUUUGCGUUCUGUGCCAUUUUUUUAUUUUGUAUAUUUUAAAUGAAAUAAGAAAAACUACUUUGUAAAACCACCAGUAUGAGUUUUAGAAAAACAUACAAAUGCUGUAAAAAAUCUGAUCCAAAGAGCGAUAGAUGUGAGAAAACAGUUAAAUCCGACUUUCUGAGCUUCCCUCCAUGAAUCUCUCCGUUUACGUUCCUUAAAUUCACUGAUUUUCAUCAAAAGGUUAACUUCAUUAGGGAAGUUCUGUGUGGGCGUCGUGCUGCGUUCACAGAUCCUUCUUGGUGCCUGCAGCUUGCCUCGUCUCCGUCUCUCAUCAGCCUCAUUUCUGAAUGUAAAUAAAGCAUGAGAUGUUAUGGCCUGCUUACGUUUCUAUUACGAUUCGAGUAUUCAAUGAAGGGUUAAUAUAUAAGAUAGGUCAACCUGUUUUCCUGUCCUUAAGCCCAUUGUCAUGUUUUAUUUUUCCAAUCAGUGUGAACAAAGGAAAUGGCUAUAUUUAAUGCUGUUAUAUGCUGUUGUGUUUUAGAGAAUCGAGCCAGCUUAAUACGGAUUUUUUUACAUGUGAAGGUCUGAUGGGUCUCAGUGUUUUUUUAGACUGGCGCUGCUGGUAAGGUAAUGUUCAUUUGAUGCUAUACUUACAGUGAGUUACAUGUGUCACUGCCUUGUUCAGACUCACCAAGGAAAUGUUGUUUGUGAGCUUCUCGUUUAGAGAGGCAAAAAGGAUCAAAAUAAAGUGAUUUGAAGGUUU
Messenger RNA from Oryzias melastigma (Indian medaka), 9191 nucleotides. RefSeq names its product PH and SEC7 domain-containing protein 1. The record is from RefSeq and is a predicted model, not a curated record. Gene Ontology annotation, biological process: regulation of ARF protein signal transduction. The transcript has 17 exons. Gene Ontology annotation, molecular function: phospholipid binding; protein binding; guanyl-nucleotide exchange factor activity. Bases 824 to 5470 code for a protein of 1548 amino acids. Lineage: Eukaryota; Metazoa; Chordata; Actinopteri; Beloniformes; Adrianichthyidae.